This is a messenger RNA of Hypomesus transpacificus, 2538 nucleotides long. Its product is annotated as extracellular calcium-sensing receptor-like. Bases 28 to 2538 code for a protein of 836 amino acids. Gene Ontology annotation, molecular function: G protein-coupled receptor activity. The record is from RefSeq and is a predicted model, not a curated record. Gene Ontology annotation, cellular component: membrane. Lineage: Eukaryota; Metazoa; Chordata; Actinopteri; Osmeriformes; Osmeridae. The transcript is spliced from 11 exons. Gene Ontology annotation, biological process: G protein-coupled receptor signaling pathway.
CAGCAAUGCAGUUUGAUCCCUGGCUCCAUGUCAAUGCCGGUGCUCCAAAGGCCAGGAAACAUCACCCUGGGUGGCCUCUUCUCCCUCCACGACGCUGUUCUGGAGACGGACCUCUCCUUCACCACACUGCCUGCUGCCAUGCGCUGCACGGGGUUUAACUUCCGGACGUUCCGCUGGAUGCAGACGAUGAUCUUUGCGAUCGAGGAGAUCAACAGGAAUGCUAGCCUGCUUCCAGGGGUAACCCUGGGUUACAAGAUCUACGACUCAUGCAGUACGCCCUACCACGCCCUCAGUGCCGCCAUGGAACUGAUGGAGGGGGACAGAGGGGUGGGGGAGGUCAAGGGGGGGCUGGGGGGCACAUGCUCAGUUUCGGUUCCGGUGGUGAUUGGAGACGGAGGGUCUACCCAGUCUCUGGUUGUAGCUCGUGUCCUGGGAGUGUUUCACGUGCCACAGGUGAGUUAUUUCUCCAGCUGUGCGUGUCUGAGUGACAAGAGUCAGUUUCCUGCCUUCCUCAGGACCAUGCCUAGCGACUUCUUCCAGGUAGAUGCGUUGGUGCAGCUUGUCCAACACUUCGGCUGGACCUGGGUGGGCGUGGUCGCUGGUGAUGAUGCAUAUGGGAGAGGAGGAGCCCAGAUCUUCGCUGAGAAGGUACAGAAGCUGGGGGCUUGUGUGGCUCUGCAUGAGAUCAUUCCCAAAAACCAUGAAGAGGCUGCCAUGGCUGCCAUCGUGGCUGACAUCCGAGCCUCCAAAGCUGGGGUGGUCCUGGUGUUCGCCCUGGAGCAGGAUGCUGGAGCUCUGUUCGAUGAGGUGCUCAGACAAAGGCUGACGGGGGUCCAGUGGCUGGCCAGCGAGGCCUGGAGCACGGCUUCAGUCCUCUCCAUGCCACCCUGUUACCGACCCAUCCUGCUGGGCUCCAUGGGCUUCGCCAUCCGCCGGGCGCACAUCACAGGCCUCCAAGACUUCCUGCUCCGCCUGCAUCCCUCCAGCCCUGAAGCCCCGCUGGACCCCUUCCUCGGGCCCUUCUGGGAGGCUGUGUUUGGCUGCAGCCUGAGCCAGGGUGAGAGUGGGGGCCACGGGUCCAUCGUCCCUCCGUGUUCAGGCAAGGAGAACCUGGGCAACGUGAGGAACAUCUACUCAGACGUGUCACAGCUGAGGAUCUCCUAUAACGUGUACAAGGCAGUGUACGCCAUCGCCCACGCUCUGCACGACCUGAGGGGAUGUGAGGCUGGCCGCGGGCCGCUUCCUCUGCAGGCCUGUCUAGACGCACACAACUUUCAGCCCUGGCAGCUGCUGCAUUACCUGAAGCAGGUGGACUACACCAACGCGUUUAACGAGGAGACCAAGUUUGACGAAAACGGGGACCCCGUAGCCAUGUACGACCUGGUGAGCUGGCAGGAACGGGCCGACGGCCAGGUGGACUUUGUGACGGUGGGAAGGUUUGACCAGACCAUCAGCGUGGCCAGGAGGAAGCUGCAGAUCCAGGAGACGGAUAUCGUCUGGAGCAGCAACCAGACCACAGCUCCCCUCUCCGUCUGUAGCUCCAGCUGCCUCCCAGGAACCAGGAAGGCCAUCAAGCCCAACCUGCCUGUAUGCUGCUUUGACUGUGUGGUCUGCACAGCAGGGGAGAUUAGCAAUGAGACAGAUGCUAUAGACUGCGUGCGCUGCCUGCCAGAGUUCUGGUCCAACCCUGACCGUACCGCCUGCAUCCCCAGGCAGUUGGACUUCCUGUCCUACAGCGACACCAUGGGCGUCACGCUGCUGGCCCUGGCUCUGACGGGGUCCUUCUGCACCACCUUGGUCCUCCUCAUAUUCGCCUGCCACAGACAGACGCCCAUCGUCAGGGCCAACAACUCAGAGCUCAGCUUCCUGCUCCUCUUCUCCCUGACUCUGUGUUUCCUGUGUUCUCUCACCUUCAUCGGCCGGCCUUCUGAGUGGUCCUGUAUGCUGCGCCACACAGCGUUUGGGAUCACUUUUGUCCUCUGCAUCUCUUGUGUUCUGGGGAAGACUAUAGUGGUGCUGAUGGCCUUCAGGGCUACACUUCCAGGAAGUGAUGUCAUGAAAUGGUUUGGGCCUCCACAGCAACGAGCCAUCAUCCUCAUGUGCACACUGGUACAGGUGGUGAUCUGUGUUGUGUGGCUGGCUGUGGCCCCUCCCACCCCUCACAGACUGAUGAGCCAUGAGGAUGCCCAGAUCAUCCUGCUCUGUGAUGAGGGCUCGGCCCUGGGCUUCUCCCUGGUCCUGGGGUACAUCGGCCUGCUGGCCUCGCUCUGCCUCCUCCUGGCCUUCCUGGCCAGGAAACUCCCAGACAACUUCAAUGAGGCCAAGCUCAUCACCUUCAGCAUGCUGAUCUUCUGCACCGUGUGGGUGGCGUUUAUCCCAGCUUACGUCAGCUCUCCGGGGAAGUUCACGGUUGCCGUGGAGAUCUUUGCCAUCCUGGCCUCCAGUUACGGACUUCUGGUCUGCAUCUUCGCCCCAAAGUGUUACAUCAUCCUGCUGAGGCCUGAGAGGAACACCAAGAAACAGAUGAUGGCCAAAUAA